CGGGAAUUUUUUACAACCGGGGUAACCGAUCUGACCUGCCGCCAGUUGAAACUUGUCGUGGUCACUUUUCUAGUUUGCUAGACAGCUGUAUGGCUCUCAAUAAGUUGAGCAUCGACGCUUUGGAUUUGCAAGGGAAGCGAGUGGUGAUGAGAGUGGAUUUCAAUGUGCCAUUGAAGGGACAGGAAAUCACAAAUAAUCAAAGGAUUGUUGCAGCUUUACCAAGCAUUCGUUAUGCUCUUGAACAUGGGGCAAGAAGUGUUGUGUUAAUGAGUCAUCUUGGACGUCCAGAUGGGCUACCAAAUGAUAAAUACUCUUUGGGCCCUGUUGCAACUGAACUUCAAAAACUGCUUGGAAGAGAUGUGUUGUUUCUCAAUGAUUGUGUUGGAGAAGAAGUUGCCACUGCAUGUGCUCAACCAGAAACAGGAAGUGUGAUCUUGCUGGAAAAUCUUCGUUUUCAUGUAGAAGAAGAGGGAAAAGGAAAAGAUCAUGAAGGAAAAAAGGUGACUGCUACCAAAGAUGCAAUUGAAGCGUUCCGAUCAUCUCUCACUCAGCAUGGAGAUGUUUAUGUCAAUGAUGCAUUUGGUACUGCACAUCGUGCUCAUAGUUCAAUGGUUGGAAUCAAGAGUGAUCAAAGAGCAUCAGGCUUUCUGGUUAAGAAAGAGCUAGCUUUUUUUGCCAAGGCAUUGGAGAAUCCUGACCGUCCCUUUCUUGCCAUACUGGGAGGAGCAAAAGUAAAAGACAAGAUCCAACUGAUUGAAAACAUGUUGGAUAAAGUGAAUGAGCUGAUCAUAGGAGGAGGAAUGGCAUACACAUUUCUCAAAGUUUUGCAUGGAAUGGCGAUUGGCAACUCACUGUUUGAUGAGGAAGGUGCCAAGAUUGUUGGAGAUUUGAUCAGCAAAGCUGAACGUAACAACGUGAAAGUUCACCUUCCUGUGGAUUUCAUCACAGCUGAUAAAUUUAGUGAAGACGCUAAUACUGGCAGUGCUACUAGAGAUUCAGGAAUUCCUGAUGGCUGGGAAGGCCUUGACUGUGGCACCGAAAGUGUGAAACUGUUCAAUGAUGUUGUGGCUCGAGCUCAAACUAUAGUUUGGAAUGGGCCUGUUGGUGUGUUUGAAUUUGACAAGUUUGCUAAUGGUACUAAAGCAGUUAUGGAUGCUGUUGUUGCAGCCACACAGAGAGGAGCUACUACAAUUAUUGGUGGGGGUGACACUGCUACUUGUGCAGCAAAGUAUGGAACUGAGGACAAGGUUAGUCAUGUUAGCACUGGAGGUGGGGCCAGCCUGGAACUUCUGGAAGGCAAGACACUGCCUGGUGUUGCUGCUCUUUCUGAUGCUUGAAGCUCUUGGUGUGACAGGAGAUUGAGAUGCUCUGGAUUAUGUCGUUGAUUUUAGGAAUAGUUAUCAAUAAUUGUGGUGUUUCCUUUGAAUUGUUGUGAAACGUUUGCUUUCAUGAAAAUGAUGACAGACCAUUCCAAUAA
Messenger RNA from Corticium candelabrum, 1477 nucleotides. RefSeq names its product phosphoglycerate kinase 1-like. The record is from RefSeq and is a predicted model, not a curated record. Gene Ontology annotation, molecular function: ADP binding; phosphoglycerate kinase activity; ATP binding. Gene Ontology annotation, cellular component: cytosol. The transcript is spliced from 12 exons. Gene Ontology annotation, biological process: gluconeogenesis; glycolytic process. The coding region runs from base 90 to 1337 and encodes 415 amino acids. Lineage: Eukaryota; Metazoa; Porifera; Homoscleromorpha; Homosclerophorida; Plakinidae.